GUUCUUCCUGUCCCAUCAGGUUAUGGAGGCAAACCUUCUGCGUUUCAUCCUUUUUACCCUGGUUGGCCUUGUCCUAACCUCCUUCAAUGAUCAUCUCCACAAUGCCUCCAGCCACUUCCAGUACUGUGUGCUCGGAGCCGGACCUGCUGGCCUGCAGAUGGGGUUCUUCCUCUCCAAGGCAAAACGGGACUACAUCAUCCUGGAGAGGAACUCCGGUCCGGGCAGCUUCUUCAAYAAAUAUCCCAGGCACAGGAAGCUGAUUAGCAUUAACAAAAUCCACACAGGAAGACACAACGCAGAGUUCAACCUGCGGCAYGACUGGAACUCUCUGCUGAGCGACAAGCCGGACCUGCUGUUCAAAAGKGUGAGCGGGGAGUUCUACCCGCCGGCCGACGCCUUCCCUCUCUACCUGUUGGCGUUUGAGAGGGAGUUGGGGUUGAAGGUGAAAUACGGCGUGGACGUCGGACGGAUCAGGUCGGUGAGGUCAGCCACAGGAAGGAGCUACGUCCUCACCGAUCAACAUGCAGCGGAUUACUCCUGCAGCAUCCUCCUGGUGGCCACGGGCCUGUGGGUUCCUCAGGAGGUCGAGUUUUCCGGGUCGCACCUGGCCGAGGGCUACGAGUCCAUCUCCACCAACCCUGACGACUACAAGGRCCAGGCCGUGCUGAUCCUGGGGAAAGGAAACUCCGCCUUCGAAACUGCCCAGAGCAUCUUGGGGAGAGCRAGCCGGGUGCACAUGCUCAGCUCCAGCACCGUCCGGCUGGCCUGGCAGACGCAUUACGUUGGAGAUCUUAGGGCUGUUAAUAACGAGGUAUUAGACACAUACCAGUUGAAAUCCCUCGACGGUCUGGCAGAGGCUCGCUUGGAGGACGUAGUCAUCACCAAACAGGAGGAAAGGGGAAGGAAGCAGUCAGGAUUAAAGAAUCCAGAGACGAGGGACAAGCUCUUUCUAAACUUAAGGCAGUUCAAGCAGAACGGUGACGAGGGGAAAGGAUCCGACGAACCUCGGGACGAGCUUCCGGACCACAUCGACAACUUUUCCCUGCGCAAACCCUAUGACCGGGUGAUCCGCUGCCUCGGUUUCAGGUUCAACUUCAGCAUUUUCGACAGGUCUGCACGGCCUCCGCCCAGCGAAAACGCGAAAGGGAGACUGCCGGGCGUGACAGCGUGGUAUGAGGGGAAGAACACCCCCGGUUUGUUCCUGUUGGGAACCGCCUCUCACUCCAGAGACUACCGAUCCUCCGCUGGGGGCUUCGUCCACGGAUUCCGUUACACAGCCCGAGCCGUUCACCGUGUGCUGGAAUAYCGUCACCAUGGCAACAAGUGGCCGUCAACCAGACUUAUGAUGACGCAGCUGAUGUCCUGGAUCCUGAAGCGGGUCGGGGAGGCCUCCGGACCGUACCAAAUGUUCGAGACGCUCGGGGAUGUUAUUCUUCUCCGAGGCUCCCACUGUGAGUACGUGGAAGAGUUUCUGCUCCAGGCCUUGCCCCGGUUCUCCUCUCUCUCUGGCCAUGACAUGUCCAGUCAGGGGCUGAUAGUUCUGGUCAUGCAGUACGGGAAGAGGAAGAUAGACUACCUGGGGCUCGGCAGGUCAGAAACCGACUGGACCCAGGCUUGGAAAUCCAACUUCCUCCACCCAGUUUUAUACUACUACGACUCGCUCCCUACUGAGCAGGACAUGAAGACGCGUCCCCACGGCUGGCCUUUGCCGAGGCCGAAGGCGAUUCAUCACAUGGUUGAGGACUUCCUCACAGAGUGGGACACUCCGCUGUCUCACAUCCAGCCUCUGCGGCGCUUCCUGGAGCACUGCGUCCACUCCGACCUGAGGGCCUUCAGCACAGAAAACUGUUUCCGCUCAGCUCUCACGCACCGUAAGCCGCCGCUGUUUUGUCAGCAGGGAUAUUUGACUCGGUAGGGCGUCGCACGGCGCAGCGUUCACCAGGUACCAGCCGGGCAAUUCACCACCGGAACGUCGACGGGAGCAAACCCCGCUUUUCCAAGCCACCCGGCAUCAGCUGGAGCGUCCGUGUCCUCUGGACGCUUGACCUCUGAUUGUAUUACCCACAAAAUAAUGUUUUGUACGUCGACGUAUCAUAGCCAUUGUAGAUGGAAUAUAAAAAAUAAAGCAAAGGGUAAAUUUCUGCCAAAAAAACUCUGAAAUUUUGGGAGUAAUCUCAGAAAUUUU
Molecule: messenger RNA, 2185 nt
Organism: Poecilia reticulata (guppy)
Lineage: Eukaryota; Metazoa; Chordata; Actinopteri; Cyprinodontiformes; Poeciliidae
Source: RefSeq, a predicted model, not a curated record